AAGCUAACUUCACAUUCGUGAUGUUACCAGCUUUGGAUGGUCAGGUUUUUGUACAAAAAGCAACAACAAAAUGUUCAACAAAACGCGAUUAAUGUUACAUUAACUAGUGUUGUUGCUUCUUAAUUAUUAGUUUUGGAUAAAGCACCCACGAUGACGGACAAAUUAAAAAAGAUACCGCAACAAAAACUAAAAGCAUUUACCAUAGGCACGAUGGGGAAAAGGCCCCUUUCAAAAAAAGAGUUAGAAGAACAACGCAAAAAAGAAGAAGAAAAAGCGGCGGCUCAUGCGUUUCAAGAGUUUGUUGAAACAUUUCAAGAAACACCGCUUAAUGGAUCAAGCAAAGUUUGGGUUAAAGCCGGUACUUAUGAUGCUGGGGCAAGAAAAGAAGAUACUAGAGAGAAAGGAAAACUUUAUAAACCUCAAUCGAGGCUCUCGAGUAGUCAUGAUUUACAAUCGAGUGCUGAACAAGCCCAAGCGUACGCAAAAUUACUCGCUGGGGAUAGAAAACCGGAACGGUUAGGGAAGAAAAAACCGUCAACUAAGAGCAAUUUAGAAUCAUUUAAGGAAGAAUUAAGACAAAUUCAAGAGGAACGAGAAGAACGCCACAAAUACAAAGGUUCAAUUCGGACGCCGAUUGAAUCCGAGUUGGAUUUAUUUUUAAAAAGCGAUGUUGGAUCUUUUGAUAAUGGAGAUCCAACGACGACAAAUUUGUAUUUAGGAAAUUUAAAUCCUAAGAUAACGGAACAACAAUUAAUGGAAAUUUUUGGUCGAUUUGGUCCAUUAGCAAGUAUAAAAAUAAUGUGGCCCAGAUCCGACGAAGAAAAAUCGCGGGGUCGAAAUUGUGGUUUUGUGGCUUAUAUGAGCCGAAAAGAUGGCGAGCGAGCUUUACGUAAUUUAAACGGCAAAGAUAUUAUCGGUUAUGAAAUGAAAUUGGGUUGGGGAAAAUCGGUUGUUAUCCCACCUCACCCGAUUUAUAUCCCGCCAUCCCUUUUAGAACUUUCACUUCCACCGCCACCAUCCGGUUUACCGUUUAACGCCCAACCCCAAGGUAAAGAUAAAGAUGUUUUACCGAAAUCCACCGAAGAAUUUAAUGAAGUUCUCGGUAGAGCUGUUGUCAAAGUUGUCAUUCCAACCGAUCGAAACCUUUUGAUGUUGAUUCAUCGAAUGGUGGAAUUUGUCGUACGUGAAGGGCCAAUGUUUGAGGCGAUGAUUAUGAAUCGGGAGAUUAAUAAUCCAGUAUUUAGGUUUUUAUUUGAAAAUCAAAGCCCAGCGCAUCUUUAUUAUCGUUGGAAAAUUUAUUCAAUCAUGCACGGUGAUUCGCAAAAAGAGUGGUCCCAUAAAGAGUUUCGGAUGUUCACGGAAGGUUCCAUUUGGAAACCGCCGCUAAUGAAUUGUUACACUUCCGGUAUGCCGGACGAACUUGUUGUUGACGACGAUGAACGUGCUUCAACAAAAGGAACUUUAUCAAAUACACAAAGAGAUCGAUUAGAAGAUUUAAUACGAAACUUAACACCUGAAUCAAAAAAAAUCGGCGAAGUUAUGGUGUUUUGUAUUGAACAUAGCGAAGCCGCGGAGGAAGUUGCUGAUUGCAUAACUGAGUCGUUAUCAAACGAACUCACUACGAUUCUUAAAAAAAUCGCACGACUUUAUUUAGUAUCCGAUAUUUUACAUAAUUGUGCGGUCAAAAUAAAUAAGGCUUCAUCUUAUAGAAAAGCAUUCGAAAGCAGAUUAAUAGAUAUAAUGAAACAUUUAAAAUCAACGUUUGAUAAACUCGAGGGGCGAAUGAAAGCUGAAGGAUUCAAAUCGAGGAUUUUAAGAACGCUUAAAGCUUGGGAAGAUAAUAUUUAUCCAAAAGUGUUUAUGGAUAAGUUGCAUAAUGCGUUCUUAGGGCUCGAAAUUGAAGUUAAAGAAGAAGAGAAUGAAUCGGACAACAUCGAUGGCGAUCCCCUACAAGACGCCAUCGAAGACGAAGAAGACGCGCCGAUGGACGGAGCAACUCUAUUAAAAAGUGCAAUGAAACAAAAAUUCAGAAGUCCGUCACCUUACGAAGAUAUUGAUGGUAAAGCAAUCGAUGAUAUAUUAGACGAAAAAGAUAGUGAUAAAGUAGGUGUAGUGGCGUUAUCCGGAUUUAUUCGAUCAAAAUGGGAAACGGUGGACCCCGAACAAGUUGAAGCUCAAGCGAUGACGACGAGUAAAUGGGAUCUUCUCGAAAGUAGCGCGGACGCGAGUUUGGAUAGUACGCAGAACGACACUCAAGAUUCGAACGAUGGUAGCGACCUCAGGGCUAUGACCGAGGAAAGGCGUACAAAAUUGCGAGAAAUCGAGGUUAAGGCGAUGGAAUAUCAAGAUGAAUUAGAAUCGGGGUCGCGAUCUCUCAAGACCGGAUGGUCUGUGCCCCAACAAGUUGAACAUUACAGGCGCAAGUUGCUCCGGAAGUCAGAGAAGGAGCGUAAGGAAAAGGAAAAAGCCGAGAAGACCGCUUCAUCUAGACACAAACGCGACAAAACCGACUACGAUGGCGACAAAAUCGAUUCCUCCGAUGAAGAAUCCAAUUACUACAAAGACAUUACUAGAAAACUUAAAAAGCAUGUUCGAAGCUCUUCGAGUGGUUCCUCUUCAAAACACAGGUCAAAAAGUCGUUCACCAACACGAAAAAGACCACCAAGAGCGCCAAGUCCGCCGAGUCCCCCCAGAAUACGUCGACAUUCCCCCUCGACGACCUCCCGUUAUCGACACCGUAGCCCUUGUUCGCCGAGUUCGAAUGGCAAGUACAGCCCUCAGACUCGGUACCGCACUAGUAGCCGCUAUUCCCCGUACUCACCCCGCUCUUCCAAAUACGAUCACAAGUCUAGUUCCAGAUCGCCGUCUAGAUCCAAACACCGCACUUCACCGGAAACUUCAAGGAAACAUCGUCAUAAGCAUAAGUUUUAAAAAAAUAUAUUUGCUUUUCGCAGUGAUUUUUUGACGAUGAUCCGUUUUUCCGAUUUCGAGGUUUGUAUUCGGAAGCAAUUUCUUAACCCAUACGAGCAACUUAACGGAGACUACUAUUCUUUUCUUAUUUUUUUUUUUUUUUGUUUUAUUUCCUCUGAUUUAGUUCAAGAUUUUCCCUUUCUUGGCUUUAACGAUAUCACGAUAUAUAAUAAGAAGUUCCAUUUAAGGAUGUAGUAGGUGGGGAGUUAAUUAAGUUUGUCCACAGCGAUGGACUCUCCAUCUACUGCAUUCUUAAUAACAAAGGUAUAUAUAUAUAUGAUUUGUAAUGAGAUGAAUCCACAUUUCGGAAUUCAAUUUGGAUAGGAAAAGGUUAAUAUGUAUAGUAAUUAUUAAUGUAUUGUUAUUCUUGCAACCUACGGAGUGUUAAUUAAUUAUCGUACCCGAUGUCAUCAUUGCAAAUAUGCAACCAACAUCACAGUGCAAUACGCAUCAUGCGCAAAUCGCGUAUUGCAAUACCAAUACUGUGAUUUUGGUUGGAUACUUGCAAUGAUGACGUCGGGUACGAUAAUUAAUUAAUAUUCUGUAUUUCGACGUUAUGACCGAAUUACCAAAAAAAUUAGAUUUUGAUAUAGAAUUAUGUAUUUUAAUUUUGUGCUAAUUCGGUUGUAUGAUCUAUUAAAACGAAGUGGGUGUCGAGAAUCAUAAUAUAUUAGUUAACAUUUUGUAUAUCUUUUUCUAUCACUACUAUUUUGGUUUCCUUUUAAAUAUUUGCAACUCAGGCACUUUAGAUAUGACAUUGCUAAACAGUUUUUUCCCAAACGUUCAUAAUUUCUUUUUUUUUAUUAAAAAAAAUAUGUUUUUCUCUGUUCGUUUUUUGUUUAAGUUUCUGUCAAUUUCUAAUUAAAUAAUUUUCACUCAAAGAAGUACAAACGUAUAUGAUAUACAUACCACUUAACUGUUUAUAGUCUGUAAAAAUAUGGUAUGUAUGUGUAUGUAACUGUGUACUGGUGUAAUAAAAUUACAUUUUUAUUUAA
This is a messenger RNA of Onthophagus taurus, 3965 nucleotides long. RefSeq names its product U2 snRNP-associated SURP motif-containing protein. Gene Ontology annotation, molecular function: RNA binding. NCBI's taxonomy places the organism in Eukaryota, Metazoa, Arthropoda, Insecta, Coleoptera, Scarabaeidae. Gene Ontology annotation, cellular component: nucleus. The record is from RefSeq and is a predicted model, not a curated record. Gene Ontology annotation, biological process: RNA processing.